This is a messenger RNA of Sinocyclocheilus grahami, 367 nucleotides long. Its product is annotated as alpha-(1,3)-fucosyltransferase 11-like. The transcript has a single exon. Gene Ontology annotation, cellular component: membrane. Lineage: Eukaryota; Metazoa; Chordata; Actinopteri; Cypriniformes; Cyprinidae. The record is from RefSeq and is a predicted model, not a curated record. The annotation marks the transcript as partial. Gene Ontology annotation, molecular function: alpha-(1->3)-fucosyltransferase activity.
AAUAACAAGCCUCUGCCUCACUAUCUGGAGGACACCAGCACAGCCACUGGUGAAGACGGACGCUUCAUGAGUUUCGUCGGCCGUUAUAAGUUCCACCUUGCACUGGAGAACGGCCUGUGUCCCGACUACAUGACGGAGAAGCUGUGGCGGCCCAUGCACCAGGGCUGUGUGCCCAUUUACAGGGGCUCAUCAUCGGUGGCCGACUGGCUGCCAAACAGUCAUUCCGUUAUCCUCAUUGAUGAGUUUCACUCUUUACAGGAUCUGGCGGAGUUCAUAAAGACUCUGGAUCAAGAUGAUGUGAAGUACUCGCGCUAUCUGGAGUACAAAACGCCCAGCAAGAUCACGAACCUGCGUCUGCUGGAGGGAC